Cotesia congregata is the source of this 582-nucleotide messenger RNA. The record is from the annotation of a GenBank genome assembly. Lineage: Eukaryota; Metazoa; Arthropoda; Insecta; Hymenoptera; Braconidae.
AUGAAAGAAAAAAGUAAAAAUGCGGCAAGGUCGCGCCGAGAAAAAGAGAAUACAGAAUUUCAAGAACUUGCUAAAUUAUUACCACUUCCAGCAGCGACAACUUCACAAUUGGAUAAAGCAAGUGUAAUUCGAUUAACAACAAGUUACUUGAAGAUGAGAGCAGUGUUUCCAAAUGGUUUAGGGAAUGAAUGGGGAGCUUCUACUACUAUGAAUGACUCACGUGAUGGAGUAAUCAAAGAAUUAGGUUCUUACUUAUUGCAGACUCUCGAUGGAUUUAUAUUCGUAGUAGCACCUGAUGGAAAAAUAAUGUAUAUUAGUGAGACUGCAAGUGUACAUUUGGGUCUUUCACAAGUUGAAUUAACCGGCAACAGUAUUUACGAGUAUAUUCAUCCAGUUGAUCAUAAUGAGAUGCAUGAUGUAUUGAAUUCACCACCUCCUAUAUUAAAUCGAUCGCUUCUAUUACCCAAUGCUCAUGGAAACAUUGAAAUAGAACGAGCAUUCUUCAUUAGGAUGAAAUGCGUGUUAGCUAAAAGAAACGCUGGACUCGUUACUUCAGGUUGGAAGGUAAGACUAUUUUUUGAA